AUGAGACUCGGCGGCGUGGAAUACUUUGAGACUCCUGACGAUGCAGCCGCAUGUCCUGAAGCACACGUUUACUUUCUUGGCUCUCAGAGGGAAGUCCUCCUAUCCCAGCAGGUGAACAUCACAAACUCGUCUACCACUUGCUCUUCCAAGCUGUUGCAAGCCAUUUCCUUGCCGGCAGGCCUUGACGCCACCUACGCCAAGAUAACUUUCUUGUGCGGCAACGACGACGACCCCAGCUGCCAGAUGAUCCGGCUUCUGCCACCAGAUGCCUCGUAUUCAGCUGCAAAACUGCCUUUGGCAAUGACAAGAACAUGUCUCGAGUCGAGCAUCACGACGGCUGCCUCCUUACCAUCGGACGCUACCGGUACUGCAAGCGUUUCGUGGAACGGCACUUCACCCACGACCGUGGCC
Molecule: messenger RNA, 411 nt
Organism: Colletotrichum abscissum
Lineage: Eukaryota; Fungi; Ascomycota; Sordariomycetes; Glomerellales; Glomerellaceae
Exons: 1
Source: RefSeq, a predicted model, not a curated record